AUGACUGGGGGUCCAAUUUCAAUCAAUGGCGUCAGACGACCGCUGGAACUCUCAGAGCUCAUUCGCUGCGCAUUCAAAAGACGGCACCACUCGCAUAGAUAAACAAACACAGGAAUGGAUAUAUACGAGAAGUUGGCUUUUCAUUUGAUUUCAAAACAUGACAGAGAGGUGGGCUAAAUUGUAGCAGCCUUGCACGUGACGCCUAAAAGGUGUUAGUCCUUUUUUUCCCUUUCAACGUGAUCAAUGGAAACCAACAUAUGGGAAGCCUGAUAGGCUGUCAUCAUGCGUAACCCGAAUGGUUCGUAUUCUUGAUAUUUUAAUGGUGAUUGUUUUGUAUAAUACGCCUCUAGGAUAUGCUAUUGCAAACAUAAUCGUUUAAGUCCAUCGGUAGUGAUCAGUCCGCUAUCCCCUGUCCGCAAAGGCCUGUUCGAAUUAGCCCAUAUGAUGAUGUCAUCGCGUCUCCACUUUUUCUUCAAGUUAUGGCGGAGCUGAAGUUUUCAGCCUUGCUUGGCUAUUGAGCACAGUAGUAUAUUAAUGGAGCACCUACAAGGAGCUUGGAGGACCCUUAGCAAUGGACUUGGAGGAAAAGACUCUGUGUUCGAGGGCCCUCUUACCUCUCCCACCGUGGUCCAAGGUUUUCCAUAUCAGCGUCGUGCAUCAGACGACAGCAAAAUCGACUCCAAAACGAGCAGCACUAUCCGAGUCUACCUCCCCAACCAGCAACGUACCGUAGUGAAUGUACGGCCUGGCAUGACUUUGCAUAGCUGCCUUAUUAAGGCCCUGAAGGUCCGGGGACUUCAGCCAGAAUGCUGUGCGGUCUAUAGGCUUCAUCCCGGUCAAAGGAGUAUAAAGACUCGUAUGGAUUGGAACACAGACUCCAACUCACUCAUUGGGGAGGAGCUGCUGGUGGAGGUUUUGGAUCAUGUUCCUCUUACGACACACAACUUUGUUCGGAAAACAUUUUUGAAGUUGGCCUUCUGUGACAUAUGCCAGAAGUUUCUUCUACACGGUUUCCGCUGCCAAACGUGUGGCUACAAAUUCCAUGAGCACUGUAGCACCAAAGUGCCCACGAUGUGUGUGGACUGGAGUAACAUCAUGCAACUGCUGUUGUUCCCGACUCCCGGUGAAAGUGGUGGCCCGUCUUUUCCUCCCCUGUCGUCCCGUCGGAUGAGAGAGUCCAUCACCAGAGUGCCUAGCGGCUCAUUGCACAGACACUCGACCCCUCACGUCUUUAACUACCCCGCUCCUUACUCCGCCCCGGGGUCAGCUCUAUCUCAGCGCCAGAGGUCCACGUCCACCCCAAACGUGCACAUGGUCAGCACCACCCUGCCCGUCGACAGCAGCAUGAUUGAGGAUGCGAUGCAAGGUCAUAGCUCAGGUGGAAGCUCUCCAAGUCAGAGCCCAACGGGAUGGUCCCAGUCCAAACCACCAGCCCCCGCACAGAAAGAAAGGGCAGGAUCCUUUGGUUCUCAGGAGAAAAACAAGAUUCGGCCACGGGACAAAAGAGACUCCAGCUACUACUGGGAGAUCGAAGCUAGUGAGGUGAUGCUGCAGUCACGAAUUGGCUCCGGCUCCUUUGGAACUGUGUGGAAAGGGAAAUGGCAUGGUGAUGUUGCUGUAAAGAUUUUAAAGGUGACCGACCCUACACCGGAGCAGUUCCAAGCUUUCCGUAAUGAAGUUGCAGUGUUACGGAAGACCAGACAUGUCAACAUCCUGUUGUUCAUGGGCUACAUGACAAAAGACAACCUUGCCAUUGUGACGCAGUGGUGCGAUGGGAGCAGCCUGUACAAGCACCUCCACGUGCUCGAGACGACCAACUUCCAGAUGUUCCAGCUGAUUGACAUCGCUAGGCAGACCGCUCAGGGCAUGGACUAUUUACAUGCAAAGAACAUCAUCCAUCGUGAUAUGAAAUCUAACAACAUCUUUCUGCAUGAGGGCUUGACCGUGAAGAUCGGGGACUUUGGCUUAGCCACUGUGAAAGCUCGAUGGAGCGGGUCCCACCAGGUGGAGCAGCCUUCAGGGUCCAUAUUAUGGAUGGCCCCUGAAGUGAUCCGAAUGGAGGACAACAAUCCGUACAGCUUCCAGUCAGACGUUUAUUCUUACGGGGUCGUCCUGUUUGAGCUGAUGACCGGCGAGAUCCCGUACUCCCAGAUUGCCAACAGAGAUCAGAUAAUCUUCAUGGUGGGCCGGGGUUACCUGUCUCCAGACCUCACCAAGCUGUAUAAGAGCUGCCCCAAAGCCAUGAAGAGGCUCGUCGCCGACUGCAUUAAGAAGUCCAAGGAUGAAAGGCCCCUUUUUCCACAGAUCUUGUCGUCCAUUGAGUUGCUCCAGCACGCUCUUCCCAAAAUCAACCGGAGUACCUCUGAGCCCUCGCUGCACAGAGCCUCGCAGACAGAGGACAUCAACUCCUGCACUUUGACCUCCAUGAAGCUGCCUGUUUUCUAGUGCUCGACUCUAGGACAUCCGUCUCCCUCUCUGAAGCCAUGGACAUAAUGGACAGACAGACGGACGGACGGACAAGAACCGUGUCCACUGAACGGCUGUUCACAGUAUGUGCUUACAGGGGAGGACAUGGCCUCGAGCUGGACGUCUGGAUGUAUGAAGGGAACAAUUGAGCGAGAGAGAGCGAGAUAGAGAAAGAAAGAAAGAAAGAAAGAGGAGUGGCUCUUGGCCUUUUUAAUGGCCGCAGAGGGCACCGGUUGGUCUGCCCCUCCUCGUACCUGAGAAGUUUUCUUCUUUCAGCAGUGGAGCAGAAUUGACCUCCGGGGGGACUGAAGGAAGCAUCGUUUCCCUUUCACUGUCCAGGAGCUGAUUUUUUUGUGCCGCCCCUUAUAAAUUAAAAUCACCGUGCACACUAACAAAAUUGACUCCUCCCCCCCCUUUCUGCCGUCCAUGUCAAGUGGGCACGGUGAUUUACAGAAAGUAGUUCUUUUUGCCCAUAAAAUGGUGUUAAUAUAACAAAUGAUGGUCAGCAACAGUUAAUUUUUUCAAAUCCACUUAGCAGUCUUGUACUGUUUUUGAAGGGUUUUUUGAAAAUGUGGAGAUUUUUGUUUAAUGAUCAUGUUUUAUUUUAAUAAAAAAGUAAGUUAAUCUUAA
This is a messenger RNA of Sardina pilchardus (European sardine), 3096 nucleotides long. RefSeq names its product Raf-1 proto-oncogene, serine/threonine kinase a (gene raf1a). The transcript has 17 exons. Gene Ontology annotation, molecular function: protein kinase activity; ATP binding. The record is from RefSeq and is a predicted model, not a curated record. NCBI's taxonomy places the organism in Eukaryota, Metazoa, Chordata, Actinopteri, Clupeiformes, Clupeidae. Gene Ontology annotation, biological process: protein phosphorylation; Ras protein signal transduction. Bases 535 to 2445 code for a protein of 636 amino acids. Gene Ontology annotation, cellular component: cytoplasm.